ACAGUCGCGAGAAAAGGUUUUGGAGUAGGGUGUGUUUCUUUGCGUUUUAGGUUUUAGUUCGUUGAUUUGUUAUCAAAAUUAGUCUAAAGUUAAAAUUAUAAAUAGUGUAGCGACUACUCUGACCUAAUAUAAUCUUCGAGUUCAUUACAAUCUGUGUAAAUAGUGAGAAUUUUAGUUGCAUAUAAUAUUGCUUUGUGAUGAGUUUAUUUUAAAAAACCUUUAACUACUUUGGUGUAAUCAACAAUCUUAAAUCAUGUACUUUAUGUAUAGCGACUAUUGUGUUUUCCUAAUCGAAUCAUUCAAGAAAACGGAGAAUGGAUGUAACUAACAAUCUGCCCCGUACAUUAUGUCGUCUCCGUGCCAGAAAGGUGGAAUGCGCCUAAGCGAGGCCUUAGAUAACAUACAGCUCGCGUAUAAUCCAAUUACAAAACAACUACAUUUCGUAAGCCCCCGAACUGAGAAGUCUACGGAAAGUGAUGAUGUUGAUAAGUUGUCCAAAAAGAGUAGCUUCAGUGAUGAGGGAAACUUCUCGAUUUCCACCUGUGAGAAAAGUGACACUAGUGAAACAAGUGAUUCUCCGAAGAGCACCUUGCAAUGGGGUGGGAGUGUGAGUGGUCAUAAGCGAGGGAAGGACGGUGGAUCCUUCUCCAGCACCGUCUCAAGUCUCUCCGAGUGUUCUCUCGGUUCUAACGAGUCCAAGGAUGACUUGGGAGAUGUGAAUGCAGUGAAUGAAGCCAAGUUGAAAAAGAAAGGAUUAUCCAGUUUCUUUAGCAGAGGCGUGUUCCCUUGGAAGAACAAGACGCAAGAGUCCUCCAGCAGUUGGAAGCUCUUCGGCAGCAAGUCCAACGGGAACCUCGCUAAGAUCACCACGGAAGUCCAGACCCUGACUCCCUCAUCGUCAGCGUCCAACACCCCAGCCCAUAAACGCCAGGGGAGUUCAGCCAGUGAGAAGCAGUUUGAUGACCUGGUUGCCAGUUCCAUAGCGCUGAUCCAGCAUGACAGACCAUCAAACCUCCCCGCCAAGUGUACCGAGGAGGCUCUCCGUCACAAGGCCGAGCAUGCGCGCAUGGUGGAGGCAGCCAGACGCAGAGUGGAGCGAGAAGCGGCCGCCAGACAUGCCAGGCUGCAAGAAUCACUGAGGUUGGAGGAGCGCCUAGCACGACAUGCGCGGGAGUGGACACAGAAUAUACUGCCUGAUUGGCAGAACACGAAGAAUUCCAAACGAACACUUGAGCUGUGGUGGAGUGGUCUGCCUCCAUCCAUCCGAGGGCGCGUGUGGCAACUAGCCAUAGAAAACAAACUACGGAUCGAGCCAGACAUGUACCAGGAAUUUGUAGCGAAAGCCAAGUUGAAGCUACACGAGGCCCAGCUUAGGCGAAAGAGGUUAAAAGUCAACCAGACCUGUGGUUGCCAAGCCCAGGAAGACCGAGUAUCCCUCAACGGAGAGACUGAACCAAGAUCUGAGGAAAAGCGUUCCAGCAUACCGAGGAAUUUCAGCGAGCAAAACCUGAAGGCAGUUGCCAGCGAACCGAAGAAGUGCUGUUCGAAAUCCAACCCUAAUCUCAUAGAGUAUAAUGACGAGUGUUCCAUGGAGUUGAUCCAGCUGGACAUUGCCCGGACUUUCCCCAACUUGUGCAUCUUCCAGCCUGGUGGGCCGUAUUUCGACGUGCUACAUGAGUUGCUGUCGGCGUAUGUUUGUUAUCGCCCCGACAUUGGAUAUGUGCAGGGUAUGUCAUUCAUCGCAGCGGUGCUAAUACUCAAUAUGGACGCGCCUCAGGCGUUUGUCUGUUUCGCGAACUUGCUCGACGGACCCGUGUUGAAGGCGGCAUUUACUAGAGACGGAGCUACCAUGCAGCGUCUCUGGUCAGCCUACGAGCGUCUACUAACGCGGCAGGUGGGCAGCGCGCCGGCUCCUGAACUAUAUUUACUGGAGUGGCUGUACACCGCGUUCGCUAAGGCCAUGCCGCUAGACGCGACCUGCCGAGUCUGGGACGUCUUCCUCAGGGAUGGAGACACUUUCCUGUUCAGGACUGCUCUCGGUAUCCUCCACCAUUACCAGGACGAGCUCAAAGAUAUGGACUUCAUAUCCGCCGCUCAGUUCCUCACCAAACUCCCAGAAGAUUUGGACCCUGAGGCGCUAUUCAAGAGCAUAUCUACCGUCAGCAUGACGUUAGACGGCAUGUCAUUUGAGGAGCUGGUCUCCGCGUGCCAUGUGGACUGUUCGGACGAGGAGGUCAGGUUAUGAUGGACGCUCGAUAUAAGAGCGAUACUACACGCGCUCCCUUUCAAAAUUCAAUUAUAGCAACGACGAUGAAAUAAAAAUUAGCACAUGAAUAAGCUGUACCAUGUUUUGUCCUUGUC
This is a messenger RNA of Aricia agestis (brown argus), 2361 nucleotides long. RefSeq names its product TBC1 domain family member 12-like. The coding region runs from base 347 to 2245 and encodes 632 amino acids. Lineage: Eukaryota; Metazoa; Arthropoda; Insecta; Lepidoptera; Lycaenidae. The record is from RefSeq and is a predicted model, not a curated record. The transcript has 7 exons.